AUGAUACAUUUGAAGUUUCUAAAACACAAAUUUUUGCUCUGGUUUACAUUUGGUUCUCUCACAAUACUUGCGCUUUAUUAUCUGCAGCUUUUAUUGGUAGCUUACCGUAUCUACAGCAUUCAUGGCACGACACAUUCGAAUGAACUUCCACUACUUCAAAGUAAUGAGAAAAUAAAUGAAGCAAAUUUGUCAAGACGUUCGAAUGUUCAGUCAACUUGGACUUGUACGGGUAAUAUGAAUUAUGAAUCUGAUUGGAAAACGAGAACUUGUGCAUUUAAAAAUAUUUGUUAUAAUAAAAAAAAAAAAGUAUUUCAGUUUUAUCGUAAGCCAGGCAAUAUUAAAACACCAAUUUUAUUUGAACCUAAACUAGGUCAUAUAUAUGACUUUCAUAUAAAUGAUCAUGGCUUUGUUGCCCUUUUUGCGCAUGCUACUUCUCAAAAUUCAUGGGGACCAACAAUUGUUGAAGAAUGGUUACCGCUCGCUGAUAAAGUACCUUAUUUAGAGCACGUUCAUGUUUUAUUUUCGCAUUGGUGGUCUCCCUAUAAUCCUGGUCAUGUCAUUUGGGAAGACAUAGCACCUACCUAUUUAGCUAUGAUUCGGUUAAAUGAAUAUGAUAGAAAUGCGGUUCUUCUUGAAUAUCGACGUCUUCCAAAACAAAAAAACCCAUUUUAUCCAAUGUUUCAUAACAUUAUUCCUGCUUUUGCUGCAAAAUUCGAUAGCCUUCAUCAUUAUAUGAAUAAUUUUUCUUCACAUGUUGUAUGUUUUCGAACUAUUGUAGCUGGUGGUGGUAUACCCGUAUUUUCUCUUGAGUAUGAACCAUAUAUAAAUGGAAAAGAAAGACUCCUAUAUGACUUUCGUACUGCCAUCCUACGAUAUCAUGGUGUCAAUGUAUCUCAUUUACCGUCACGUCAUCGUAUUAUAUUAGUUAACAAAACUCAAUCAAAACGUGCCAGCUUACGUGCAAUCAAAAAUCUUGCCGAAGUUGAACACUUCAUACAUUCGACAUAUCCAAAGAUACAACUUGAUGUUAUUGUCUGGAAUAAAUAUACAUUUACUCAACAAAUGCAUGAAUUAUACAAGACAACUAUAUUAAUUACACCAUGUGGUGGCAUCUCAACGAUAAUACCAUUUUUACCUGAAGGAACACAUGCAAUAGUAACGGAUUUCUAUGUCAAUGAACGAGCAUAUUCGAAGAUUGCGAGAUAUGCGGUAGGAGAAUCAGCUGCGAUGGAUCCAUCUUUUUUUGAAUUAUUUUCACCA
Molecule: messenger RNA, 1260 nt
Organism: Rotaria sp. Silwood2
Lineage: Eukaryota; Metazoa; Rotifera; Eurotatoria; Philodinida; Philodinidae
Source: the annotation of a GenBank genome assembly